AUGAAGGGAAGUAGCAAAGAUGAUGACGCACUUAUGGUACCUCAGUAUUGGGAUGCUUUUAUUACUUUCAGGCUUGAAAGGGACAGGAAAGUGAAUGGUGUCACAGAAUCCAACAAAGGAUUGGGGGACUGUCCUACAGGAGUUGUGAAGGAAUGUGGCCAUAGCCCAGACCUCACUGCCCAAAGAACAAAUACCUCAGUCUUCCUCUUUCACCACCAAUUAUUGGAACCCAUCUGGAAGCCAGAAGGCAAAACAAACCAGAUUUUGGUGAAGCAAUCUCCCAUGCUCGUUGUGUACAACAAUGCAGUCAACCUUACCUGCACUUAUACGUACAACAUUUUAUCAAAGGAGUUUCGGGCAUUCCUGUACAAAGGUGUGGAUAGCUCUUUGGAAGUCUGUGUUGUGAGUGGAAAUUACUCCAAUCAACUUCAUUUUUACUCAAAUGCGGGAUUCAACUGUUCUGUGACAGUGGGCAAUGAAACAGUGACCUUCAACCUCUGGAAUUUGUACACCAACCAAACAGAUAUUUACUUCUGCAAAAUUGAGCUCAUGUAUCCUCCUCCUUACAUAGACAACCAGAAGAGCAAUGGAACCAUUAUCCAUGUCAAAGAGAAACAUAAAAAAUGUCCUGAAUCUAAUAUGAUAUAUUGGAUACUGUUGGUGACUGUUGGAUUCUUGGGUCUCUAUAGCUUUCUAACAACAGUGUAUCUUUGUAUUUUGUGGGUCAAGAAUAGGAAUAAGAGAAUGCUUCAGAGUGACUACAUGAACAUGACCCCUCAGAGAAUGGGCCCUACCCGCAAAUACUACCAGCCCUAUGCCCCAGCACGGGACUUCGCGGCCUACAGAUCCUGA
Molecule: messenger RNA, 852 nt
Organism: Suncus etruscus (white-toothed pygmy shrew)
Lineage: Eukaryota; Metazoa; Chordata; Mammalia; Eulipotyphla; Soricidae
Gene: CD28
Product: CD28 molecule
Exons: 4
Coding region: 1-852 (283 amino acids)
Biological process (GO): T cell costimulation; T cell activation; immune response
Cellular component (GO): membrane; external side of plasma membrane
Source: RefSeq, a predicted model, not a curated record